Messenger RNA from Passer montanus (Eurasian tree sparrow), 2567 nucleotides. RefSeq names its product zinc finger protein 692-like. Bases 102 to 1871 code for a protein of 589 amino acids. Gene Ontology annotation, cellular component: kinetochore; chromosome. The record is from RefSeq and is a predicted model, not a curated record. The transcript is spliced from 11 exons. Gene Ontology annotation, biological process: regulation of transcription by RNA polymerase II. Lineage: Eukaryota; Metazoa; Chordata; Aves; Passeriformes; Passeridae. Gene Ontology annotation, molecular function: chromatin insulator sequence binding.
GGCGCGGGGCGGGGCCUCCGCCAUCUUUUCUGCGGUGCGGCAGCGGGGCCCGGCGGCUCUUAAAGGGGGCACGGUGCGGGGUGGGUCCCUCAGGGCGCGGCAUGGAGACCGGAGCGGCACAGGAGGCUCAGGGCAGCCCUGCGCCCCUCUCCGACGCCCCCUGCACGUGCCCCCAGCCCCUGCCCGGGGGUCGCCCGCCACCCCCCGAGUGCCUGCGGCGGCAGAAGCGCCGCGAGCUGGACGCGCGGCGCAGCAAGUGCCGCAUCCGCAUCGGCGGGCACCUGGAGCGCUGGUGCCGCCUCAAGGAGCAGCUCGGAUUCGCCCUGCACUCCCAGCUGGCACAGUUCCUCCUCGACAGGUACAGCUCUCACGGCUGCACCUGGAGCACAGGAGAGCUGGAGCAGCUCCAGCCGGCGGCGCUGCAGCGCCUGGUCGCGCUGUCCCACGGCCACGGCCAGGAGUGUGGCUUUGUGCCAGACAUCCGGCUGCCAGCGCCAGGCAGCGCGGCCCCGCUGGUUUGGGAGUGCGUGGCCGGGCACCGCUUCUCCUGGGGUGGCUCUGGGGGUCCCAGCAGCCCCUCCUGCCACCCCCCAAAAGAGGCCCAGGGGUGCGGCCCCUCGCUGGGCGCUGGGCGCCGGCGCUCGCUCCGCAGGGCCACGCUGGAGGGGACGGCCAGGUCACCCCAUGGAGAUAGGGAUGGGGACGAGGACACAGGACGUGGUGAUGCUGGUGGCACAGCCCCCCAGGUGCUGCUGGAACCGGGGCCUGUGGUGGCAGCUGGCGAGAGCAGCGCCGUCCCCGGGGACGACGCAGAGCCAGGAGUUGAGCCCCGAGAGGAAGAGGAGGAAGAGGAGGACGAGGACUUUGCCAAGGGUGAUGACCUGGCCUACACCGACGACCUGCGUGAUGAGAACUAUCACCCAUCCCUGGACAGCACCUCAGAGCCGCAGCGGCGCCAGAGCCAGCCCAAGGCUCGCAAGAAGCCAGCCAAGGAGGAGCAGCCCCUGCUCGAGCCAGCCCUGCCCAGCUCUGGCUCCUUGGAGGAGAAGAGCAGGCGGGUCAGUUGCCGUCGGCAGCCACAAGCAGGAGACAAGGACAUGGCUCAGAUCGGCCCCAAGAGGAUCAGGAAGGCAGCGAAGCGCGAGAUCCUCCUGUGUGACUUCGAAGGCUGCGGCAAAAUCUUCUCCAACCGCCAGUACCUGAACGUGAGUGCCUGGGAAGACCUUUCUGGAGCACUGGGGAGCCUCGGUGGGGUGUCCUGGGAGCUGAUUGAUAGGUUUUCUUCCCCCCCGCCCCGGCAGCACCACCAGAAGUACCAGCACGUGCACCAGAAAACCUUCACCUGCUCUGAGCCCACCUGUGGGAAAUCCUUCAACUUCAAGAAACACCUGAAGGAACACGAGAAGCUGCACAGUGACAAGCGGGAUUACAUCUGUGAGUUCUGUGCGCGCUCCUUCCGCACCAGCAGCAACCUGAUCAUCCACCGACGGAUCCACACUGGGGAGAAGCCACUCCAGUGUGAAAUCUGUGGCUUCACCUGCCGCCAAAAAGCCUCCCUGAACUGGCACAUGAGGAAACACGACGCCGACUCCUUCUACCAAUUCCCGUGUGAUGUCUGUGGCAAGAGGUUCGAGAAGCGGGACAACGUCACCGCCCACAAGAGCAAGAGCCACCCCGGGGGGCUCCCCCAUCCCGAGGGAACCCGGCAGCACCCGGAGCCCCCCGGGCCCGUGGAGCCUCUGGAGCUGCUUGGGGAUGUCCUGGGCAGAGGGGGGGAUGCAGGGAGGACCCCACUGGAGUUUGGGGUGGGGGGCGCUGGGCAGGACCCAGGCACGCCCCAGGGCCACGGGGUGGGUGACGGGGGGUCCUAGAGGGCUCUUCCCCCAGUUUGGGGACUGGAGCAAAACUGGGGGUGAUGCUGGACGGUGCAGCAGCUCCAGGUGCCAAAAAUACACGGGAGAGGCAAAACUGGGGAAAAUCGCAGUUUUUCAGCCAAAUCCUAGAUGAAAUCCCAAGUUUUCAGCCAAAUCCCAAUUUUUUUUUGCCAAAUCCCAGCCUCCCUUGAGCCCAGCAGUAUUGCCACAAGUGGAUCCUCAAUAAAGACUUAUUUUGGGUAAAAGUGGGAUUUGGUGUCAGAUUUUUAUGGGAAAAAGAUAGAAAAGUGGUAUUUGGAUGGUCUGGAAAAUGGGUUGGAGAGGGGGUGGAGACACCAAACACCCAGGAACUGGGGACCCUAACUGGGAUGAGAGGGAGCUCCCAGUGAGUCUGUGCCUCCAAACUGGGAUGGGUGGGAGCUCCCAGUCAGGCUGUUCUCCCAAACGGUGAUGGGUGGGAGCACACAUUUGAGCUGUGCCCCAAAAAUGGGAUGAGACAAUGCCCAGUGGGGCUGCGCCCCAAAAGUGGGAGCUCCCAGUGCUUCAGACUUCUCCUUUACACUUAAUUUAAUUUUCGUUUUAAAACUCUGAUUUAAAUUUGAACCUACAGAUACUUGGAAGCUCCAAGUUGGGACCGUGUAGUGAAUUGCAAGUGUCCCCAAAACCCCUUGGUGCUCUACCCCAGCAGGUUAC